GAGGCAUUGACUGAGGAGGCUGGCGAAGCGGGGAACUCCCUUUGACGCUCAAUGCACAUUAGACCAGCUGCUGCUGCUGCUGCUGCUGCUGCUGCACGGGCAGAGACGCCAGAGACCGGUCUCGUGUGAUCCUCGCAGGAGCCACAGCGGGAGCGGAUGAGCCAUGGCCGGCGCGCAAGUGCACAUGUGCAAGACCAUCUACCCCGCUCAUGCCAACUCCCACGGGGCGCUUAGCGCAGGGCAACUCCUCAAGUGGAUCGACACCACCGCUUGUCUGGCGGCUGAAAAACAUGCUGGCUUCUCUUGUGUGACAGCAUCAGUGGAUGAUAUACUGUUUGAAGAGACUGCCAGAGUUGGACAAAUUAUCAACAUCAAUGCAAAAGUUAACCGGGCAUUCACUACCAGUAUGGAGGUUGGUGUCAAAGUUACACUACAAGAUCCCCUAACUAAUGUUGAGAAAUUAAUCAGUGUGGCUUUCUCAACCUAUGUGGCAAGACCAGCAGAUAGUGAAAAGGUUAACUUAAAACCAGUAGAACUUUUUACUGCACAAAAUUUCAUGGAGUACAUGUUAGCCGCUGAAAGAAGAAAAAUCCGACUAGAUCAUGAACGUGACUUUAAGAACCUGAUGCAAGAACAUGGUGUGAAUGAUGAACAUGUUUGCCGUAAUGAGGAAGAUGCAGUUUCCACUGACCUCACCCACGUACAAAGCAUUGAACUUGUACUACCUCCUCAUGCCAAUCAUCAAGGAAAUACAUUUGGUGGCCAAAUUAUGGCUUGGAUGGAGACAGUGGCUACUAUUUCUGCAAGUCGCCUGACUUGUUUUCAUCCAACCUUGAAAUCUGUAGAUAUGUUUAAAUUCCGGGGACCUUCAACUGUGGGUGACCGCCUUAUUUUCAAUGCUAUAGUGAACAAUACUUUUCAGGAAAGUGUUGAGGUUGGAGUUCGUGUUGAAGCCUACAACUGUGAAGAAUGGGCGAAAGGCCAUGCAAGACAUAUUAACAGUGCUUUUUUCAUUUUUAAUGCUAUAAAAGAAAAGGGAGAGCUUUUCGCAUUCCCUAGAGUCAAGUCUACUACAAAGGAUGGCUUAAGAAGGUACCAUGAAGCUAUUGCACGCAAGAGAAUUCGAUUAGCUAGGAAACAUGUUCUCCUGAGAAAGGAAGCUGAUUGCAUUCCUUAUCCCUGGGAUCAAGCCAACCAGGAAAACAUGAUCAAUAGCAAUAUUGCAGCACUGACUUUAAUGGCAGCAAAACCUGGAUGGGAAGUAACUGGUACUCUAGACCAUAUUAAAAUAUUCACUCUAGAGGAAGAUACUUUGGCAAUCAAAAUUGAAAUGCAAGUACAAAUACCUUCAGAACUAGCCUUUUCCCUUUUAUCUGACUUCGCACUUCAUGCACAUUGGAACAAAUACUACUUAAGUUCUAGAAUUGUGCAGAAUGUAACAAACGAUGACAAAAUAUACCACACUACAACCCCAUCAGUUCAUGGAAAUAAUUCUAAUGAUGAUUUAAUUCUUGUAUCUCAAAGAAAACCCUGUAAGACUAGUGAUCCUUACAUGAUAGCAGUGAAGUCCAUUGCCUUGCCCUGCGUUCUACCUUUUAACCAAAACUACUGCAAAAGUCAAAUCCAGUGUGCAGGAUUUUUGAUCUACAGUGAUGGCAACAAUUCUUCUUUGGUCUCCUAUUACAACCAGCCUACCACUGCUGAUACAUCUUACUUUGCUGCAAACUUUACUGGCCUGUCUGAGAAAACCGCUUCUGCAUGCAUCCAGUUCUUGGAGUCAAGGAGCAGCAACCUCAACACUACUUCAUUAUGUGACAAUUCAUGAUUAACUUAAUCACUGAAAAGACUAUUACAUAGAUGUGCCAAUCACAGUAGCAAACAUUAAUCUGACAAACUGUUUUCAUAAUCAGAACCUGUAUGGAGACCACUAAUUUAACCAGUGUGGCAUCUGUAAGACAUCACAGUUCUUCCUCAUGUAUUUUUUGACACCUACUUCCUUAAUCCCCAAAGAAAAGAGCCAGUCUAACAGUCUUCCACUAAGAAGUCCCUCAGAAGAUCCCAGGAGGCAUCACCUCAAGAUCUGUACAGACACCAAUUCAUACAUUCCUUCCUCCAUCACAGAAGGAUGCUUCGGAGGGAUGUUAUAUUAGCUUAAAUUAGAAAUAUUUUAAUUAUUUUAAAUCACCUUGAACUAUGAGGAAGUGGCAUAUAAAUGCAUUAAUAGACAUAAAUACAUUGGUUUGGACCAUCCCAACGUUUUGUAACUGCUCCUCUGAGACAGUACUUUUGUGAUAAUCCCACCUUUAUGGCGAUCAUUUUGUGGUGGUGCCCACUACCUACUUUUCAAAAUUCCAAUUCUGCCUGCAGGCACAAGAUUGAGGAUCCCUGUGUUAAACUGCCACAAUGUAUGUUAGCUAAGUCUCCACUGACUGUUGUUAAAGGCUUCCACAGCCAGAAUCAACUGGCUGUUGUGGGUUUUCUGGGCUGCGUGGCUGUGGUCUAGUAGUUCUUGCUCCUAACUUUCCACCUGCAUCUAUGGCUGGUAUUGAAUGAUAGAUUUCUCCACUCAAUCAUGACUUUCUUAGCAAUUUUCAGAAUUUUGUUGUUUUGAUUCACAUUAUAUUUCCAUGAUGCUACAACUGCCUUAAAAUGUUUUAUGGUCAGCAACAAUAUAAGGUCAGCAACAGGAUUCAAUUUUUCAUUUAAAUCUGUAGCCUACCUUUGCCUCAUCUUUAUUCUAUAAUUUUACUCAUAUUUCUUCUGGUUAGGAUGAUUUAGGGCCCCGAGUGUUUAUAACUAUAGAGUUUGUCUACUCUAGAUCAAACAAAAAGACAAAUAAGUUUAGUUUUAGUUCAGUAGAAAUAAGACCAGAACCAAGAAUACUAAAAAGAAACCAUCAGCAAGUGAUCAAAUAAUAAUUUAAUGCAAUCGGCAUAAUGGAAUAAAAUAUAAACAAGUAUCUGCAAUCACACUUUUUAUUGACAUCAGUAGACACAGAUAAUGAUAUUACCGAGUGACACAGUGGUUGACAAACCAUUAAUUUUCUUCUGAUUAUCUUAUACUUCAGCCACUUCCUGCCAUUUGUUCUGCUAAAAUAAAGUUUCCAUUUUGGUUAAAAUAUUAUCAUCCAGGAAGGAAGAGUGAUGGUAUAGCGUUGUCGUCUCUUAUAUAUGCCCAUGAUACAGCUACAUUAUCAUAAAUUCUAAAUCAUAUUUUCAGUAUCAGUUGAGAAAUUAUACAAGAUAUGAAGUAUCAAAAGUUAACAACCUUAGCUAAUUUGGUUUUUGGUUUUUGCAGUUUAGAACUGUCCAGAAUUUCUUCAUAAUCAGCACUCAUUCCUUUGUGCCAUCGACCAACAGUUACUGCUCGAUCUGUAAAGAAGGGGGAAAACAUGAGGAAGUUGUUUUCUUUGUUAGAUCACAAGUGCAUAAUCCAACAGCUGAUGCACUCUGCUAUAAAAAUGGGCUAUGAUGUCUAGUCCAAUAAAGACAAUACAUUUAUUACCAAAGUAA
Sphaerodactylus townsendi is the source of this 3512-nucleotide messenger RNA. RefSeq names its product acyl-CoA thioesterase 12 (gene ACOT12). The record is from RefSeq and is a predicted model, not a curated record. NCBI's taxonomy places the organism in Eukaryota, Metazoa, Chordata, Lepidosauria, Squamata, Sphaerodactylidae. Gene Ontology annotation, cellular component: extracellular exosome. The transcript is spliced from 15 exons. Gene Ontology annotation, molecular function: lipid binding; acetyl-CoA hydrolase activity. The coding region runs from base 164 to 1825 and encodes 553 amino acids.